This is a messenger RNA of Anoplophora glabripennis (Asian longhorned beetle), 2349 nucleotides long. RefSeq lists its product as uncharacterized. The coding region runs from base 260 to 2185 and encodes 641 amino acids. The record is from RefSeq and is a predicted model, not a curated record. The transcript is spliced from 4 exons. NCBI's taxonomy places the organism in Eukaryota, Metazoa, Arthropoda, Insecta, Coleoptera, Cerambycidae.
CAUGUCUGUGUAAAGCAGUGAUCAGUAUUAGCGAAUACACGCCAGCGAAUGUGACAUCUGACCUCAAUGUCGUUUCGUUUAUUAACAAAUUGUUUUUGUAACAAAGGGAGUUGUUAUUUGUUGUUAAGCGAUGGAUAACUAGAUACGAUGAAGUUGCAGUUGAAAGUGCAUUUGAGUCUGUGUAGUUUAGUAUUGAUUCCAUAUAGGUAGUAUGAGAAAAGAUUUAACGGAUCUAAGGACGAUGUAAUAGGUUUAAACAAUGCAAGAAUAUUUGUCCCUGACAAAUAGAAAAUUAUGUUUCGUUGGCUUCGUAACAUCAUGUUUGGUUUUAAUAAUUUUAUAUUACGACAACUGCAAGCUAAACUUCGAACUGGUGUUCCCUACAGAGCAAAUAGAAUAUGAAGCAGAUUCCAACUUUCUAGUGUCAAAUUCGAAAUGCAAAAUGAUGGACCUGGAUCCGUUCAACAAAGAUGCCAAAAAAUUUUUUCGUCCUGAAAAGUACAAGCCCUGCAGAACCCUGGAGUUGCUCAGCUACUUAACAAAGAAUGACAAUACAGCAACUCUCCAUAUUGAUAAGGAAAUAGUUCCGUCCUAUUCCAGCGACGGCGUUUCUUGUUGCUACGCCAACGUGACCAGGAAAAUUUCUGCAUCAAAUCCAGACGGCCAUAUCUCAAUCUCCAAGUGCCAACAUUUCGAAGACAACGUCACGCUCCACCACGAGUUCGUGUCCGUAAAAUGUACGGACACUAGCAGCAAGAAACACAAAGUCUACGAGAACGCCUACGCCUCUAUAACAGUAAAAGAGGACGUUCAGAAAAAACUGGACAACUUUGACAAUACCACGAAGCAACUGAGCGUGCUCAUCGUAGGGAUCGACAGCAUAUCGCGACUGAAUUUCAUAAGAACCCUGCCGAACACCUACAAGUACGUCGAGGAUAACGGAUGGCAACCCCUGAAAGGAUACAACAAAAUGGGCGACAACACCUUCCCCAACGUAAUGGCGGUGCUGACAGGUUUCGACGAGUCGCACGCCUUCAAGGUGUGCAACCCUAGGGAAGUGGGUCAGUUGGAUGCUUGUCCGAUGCUGUGGUACGAUUACAAGAAGUUGGGGUAUGUCACGGGCUACGCUGAGGACGAAGGCUCUAUAAAUACCUUCAAUUUUCGGAAGAAGGGUUUCAAGGACCCACCCGUCGAUUACUACUUUAGACCCUAUAUACUGGCGACGGAGACGCUGGCUAAGGUGAGGAAAGACGAGAUGACUUACUGUACUGGUCCAGAAACCGCUGGUGAGAGGAUCCUCGACGUUGCCAAGGAGUUCGCUAUAACCUUCAAGGAUUACCCCAGUUUCGGAUUGUUCUGGAUGAACUCUUUCAGCCAUAACAAGCUAAACUCGCCGACUGGAAUGGACAAUAAAAUUAGGAGUUUCUUGAACGAUCUAGACAACAGCGGGGUUACAGAGAAUAGUAUAGUUAUAUUUUUAAGCGACCACGGUAUAAGAUUUGGUGAUAUAAGACUGACUGAGACGGGUUGGCUGGAGGAAAGGCUGCCCUUCAUCUACGUAUCAUUCCCUAAGUGGUUUAAAGAGAAAUUCCCCAUUGAGUAUCGCAAUUUCCAGAAGAACUUCAACCGGUUGACAUCUCCUUACGAUCUACAUAUGACCUUGAAACAUAUCCUGGUUUUAUCAGGGCACAACUUUACAAUGACUCCUAGCCAAGGGUGUCCCAAAUGUAGGACUCUCUUCGAAGAAGCCGACCAGGAGAGAUCCUGUGAAGACGCUGGCAUAGAACAGCACUGGUGCACCUGUGCCGGGUACACCGGAACAAAUUUAGACAAGGAAGUAGAAAAUAAGGUAAAAAAUUACGUAUUGGAUCAAAUCCACGAUAUAAUCCGUUCGAGGAAUAGUGAACAUCUGUGUGCCAAAUAUUCGGUAGAGAAAAUUAUUAGUAGUAGUCUGUCUCAUCAAUUUUUUUAUAAGAACGAUACUUAUUUACUCGUGAAAUUCCAGACCAAGCCCAAGGCUGUCUACGAAACUACCAUCGGUUUCAAGGGAAACAUUAGUAGCAACAAGUAUUCUCUUUCUGGUGAUAUAAGUAGACUGGAUAGCUAUAGUGAACGUAGUAAAUGUGUUGGCGAUGCAUAUCUGAAGAAGUAUUGCUACUGCCGUUCAAACGGGAGUCGCGUUUAAUAUAUAGAACAAGUGCCCUUAUUUUAAGAUAAUAUAAAGACUCACUCAAAUUUAUUUUGUAUUAUUUUACAGUUUUGCGGUGGUUUAAAUAACUAUUAUAAGCGUUCUAGUCAAUAAUAUAAUAAUAAAUUAAUCUACCUCAUCUCCCAAAAUUUAUUCAUCCA